This is a messenger RNA of Plasmodium relictum, 1908 nucleotides long. RefSeq names its product conserved Plasmodium protein, unknown function. Bases 1 to 1908 code for a protein of 635 amino acids. The record is from RefSeq and is a predicted model, not a curated record. NCBI's taxonomy places the organism in Eukaryota, Apicomplexa, Aconoidasida, Haemosporida, Plasmodiidae. The transcript has a single exon.
AUGAAUAUAGAUAAAGUUUAUAAUAAUGAAAAUUAUAUAUAUAACAAAGAUUUACAUUCUAAUGACAAUAUCCAUGAUAGAAAAAAAAAUAAAAAGAAUAACAUUACUAUAUUAAAUAAUUACCGAGAUUAUAAAAGACAAGACGAUGUUACAUAUAAUUAUGUAUUAUUUUCAUUAAAUAAAAAUGGGAUCAAUAAUUCUAGUGAAUUGAAAUUAAAUGAAUUAAAUGAUAAUAAAAUGAGUAGCAAAAUAAAAAAGAAAAAAUAUCAAAAUAUUAAUAAUAAUUAUUAUAACCAAAAAAGUAAUAAAAUGGUAGAUAAAAAGGGAAAUUAUUUAGAUAUAAUAAAAAGUGUUCCACUCAAAAAAAAUUAUAUAAGUAUUAAUAAUAGUUUUAGUAUAGAUAAUGAUUUUUAUAACAGUUUAUAUUUUAGAAAAAAUCAUUCUAAUUGUUGUAUUUAUGAAUAUUUUCAUAAUAAUAAUAAAUAUAAUACAUAUUUAAAUAAUAGAAAUAAUUUUAUCUUAAAAAAAAAAGCUUUUUUACAUAACAAAAAAAUAUCCAGUAUAUAUGAUUUAAACACAUAUGAAUACUUCAAUGUAAACAUAAAUAAUAUAUGCCAAAUGAAUAGCGAAAAUCAUAUAAAUAAGAUAAAUAAUAUAAAAUAUAAUUCAAAUUUAGAAAAUAUUAACCACUAUAGUACUUGCGCUAAUUUUACUGCUAGUAAUAUUAAUGAUAAUGCGAAAAAGAAUAAUUUGUAUUAUCAAAGAAAUAAUGUGCAUAAUCAAACACUUAAUAAUAAUUCUGAAAAAAAUGUAUCUAUAUUAAGUAAAAAUUCGCAGGCUAUUAAUUCUAACUAUAGUAAUAAAAGCCAAUAUUUAAAAACUAAUAGUAAUUUUAAAAGGAACCUUUUACAAUUAAAUAAUAUAUAUAAUUAUGAAAAGAACAAAAUAUUAGAUUAUAGUAUAUUUAACACAAGUAAAAUAAAUUUUCAUUAUUCUAAUAAAAAUUAUAAUGUAACCAAUUCAUGCAAUAAAAUGAAAAUAAAUAAAAAAAAAAAUCACUCUCUAAAUUAUUGCCCUAAUAAUAAUUUUAUUAGGAUAAACACUCCUAAUAAUAAAAAAUCCAUUAUAUCAUAUUUCAACAAAAAAAAUAAAAAUGAUAACAAUGAAAUUGUAGAAAGUUUAAGUAAAAAUGAAAAAUAUUCUAAGGUUAAAAAAAAAAAAAUAAAUAAUUUCUGUUCUUCUUUUAUAUUUAGUAACAAAUGUUUUUAUGAGGAUAAUAAAAUAGAAAAAAAAAAAAAUUUGUGUUCAAAAGAUUCUUCAAACUGUGAUAAUAAAUUAACAAGGAAAAAUAGAGAAGCAAGCGAACUAAAAAACAGUACUUAUUUUAUUGAUUUGUUAUUAAAUGGAGAAAAGGAAGCCAAAAAUAUAAUAGAUAAAGCUUAUCAAAAUAAAAAAAAACUAAGAAAACUAAUGCAUGAAAAAAUAGAAGAAGAAAUAGAAAACUUUAAACAAAAGGAAAACUUAAAGUACGAAGAAAGUUACAAAAAAAUGGAAGAAGAAAUAAAAAGUGAACAAUUAAUAGAAAAUGAAUUACAGAUUAUUAGCACUCAAAUGCAAACUAAUUCUUUAAAUAUUAAUGAAGCAUCUAAUUAUAUAAUAAACAAAAUUAUUAAUGUUGAUUUAACUUUAAGUUAUGAUUUAUUAAAAUAUUAUUUGCCAAUGAAGGAUAUUCUUACUAUUCAUUUAGAUUUAGAACAGAAAAAUAAUCAACAGAAUAUAAAAAAAAAAGAUACAUUAAUAAUUGAUGAACAAGGAAAUUCAUCAAUUCUUCAUUAUAAUCAAUAUAAAAAUGAACACACAGUUAGAAAAUUUGGAUCGUUCUGGACAAGAAUAAGACAUAAUAAAUAA